GGCCCGGGGCCGGCGGGGGGGCGGCCGCGAGGGCUGGAGGGAUGUUCUGCUACCACUGCCCCUCGGGUCUGCCGGCCCCGAGGCUACCACCUACCCUCGAGUAUCCCUUCGCCCCCACACACCCCUACGCCAGCUACUCCGCCUACCACCCGGCACUCCACGGCGUGGGCGAGGACUCGUUCGUCAGGAGGAAACAGCGGAGAAACCGGACGACCUUCACGCUCCAGCAACUGGAAGAGCUCGAGUCGGCCUUCGCUCAGACCCACUACCCGGACGUUUUUACGAGGGAGGACCUGGCGAUGAAAAUCAAUCUGACGGAGGCGAGGGUGCAGGUAUGGUUCCAGAACCGGCGAGCAAAGUGGCGAAAAAGCGAGCGACUGAAGGAGGAGCAGCGUAAGCGCGAGGGCCCCACCUCCGAGCCCAACAACCCCUCGCUAGCCUGCAGCGCCAACAAUCCCCAAGACACAAGUUUGAGCAACAACAACGAGGACGGCCCGGUGGGCUCGUCGGGCCAGGAGGGCCUCAGUGGCUCCCGGAGCCCGAGCACCACGUCGGCCUCGGUCAGUCCCCGGCCGACGGGCCACGGACCCACGCCCGGCUCCUCGGCCUCGCCCCAGCCCCUCCAGCUGACGCCCACACCCACCCCCACGCCUCAGCAGCAGACGCUGACAACCGAGCGGAGACUGACGACGGUCGCCGAGCAGCUCCAGGCCGGGGGACCACCCGCCGAGAGCGCACCGAGUGGCACAGGGGGCUUCCGUCCAGUGGAGGCGGCGACGUCCCUCUUCUUCUCCCCGCACCUGGCCGCCCAGUUCUCGCCCCCGCUCUUCGGCGCGAAGCUCCAAGUGAGCUCCCCGAGCUCCCUCGCCUCGGCGGCCCCGUCCCUCUGGAGCAGCGGCACGGCAACCGACUCGGGCCGCGUUGUCCCAAGCGCGGCCCCGACCAGCCUCCAGGACAUGCUCUCCUGGUCGCCGGCCGGCUGGGCCGGUUGCACGAGCGGCCUCUGCGGCUGCUGCACCAACAAGUCCAUCGUCAGCAGCGCGGCCAACAGCACCUGCGGCAUAACCGAGCUCCACCGGAGCACCAGCCUGGCGGAGCUGCGCCGCAAGGCCCAGGAGCACACCACGGCCUCGGCCCUCCUCGGCGGCCUCGCCGCCGGCUUCCACUUCCCACCCCUGCCUCUGCCCCUCCUGCCGCCCCUCCUCGGUCUCUCCCGACGGCCCCACGUCGACCACCACCACCACCACCACCCCUCGGGCUCGAGCACCGUGGCCGCUGCCGCCGCCGCCGCCGCCGCCGCGGCUCACCACCUGCACCCCGGGAUCGGGCACCAGUUGCCACCCGGCAAGGAGGAGCCGUAGUUGGAGCGAGCCCCCGAGCCAGCCCCUGCCUGAGACAAUACCAAUACUCGUCCGCUCUCCUCCACUUCGUAUAUACUUCAUAUACCGCUACCACACCCCCACAGAUAUCCUUUUUUCCUCAACGGCGGCACACACUUAAGCUUCAAUACGUUACAUUAUAUAUUAUACUUGAAGCGCGUCACAUGAUGAUGAUACGAUGUAUGUCUCUGUUUUGUAUGCGAGUGUAUAGUUUGAUUGUGCGAGUAAGUAUAGAUUAACCUCGGAAUAGACGCGACGCGGCUGUAUAGAGAGAUUAUCGUAUUUACCAGUAUAUAUUAUAACACGGUAGCCUGUACAUACUUACGAUAAUAUAUUAUUAUUAUUAUAUAGGGCCUGCUCGAUUUCGAGAGGUAUAUAUACAUGAUAGGUGAUGGGCCUCGGGCCGGGCUACAUUUAUAGUAGGGAGGGCGUAUAAUAUACAUGUACAUACUACAUACACGAAAGCAAACAU
Molecule: messenger RNA, 1851 nt
Organism: Copidosoma floridanum
Lineage: Eukaryota; Metazoa; Arthropoda; Insecta; Hymenoptera; Encyrtidae
Gene: Drgx
Product: Dorsal root ganglia homeobox
Biological process (GO): regulation of transcription by RNA polymerase II
Molecular function (GO): RNA polymerase II transcription regulatory region sequence-specific DNA binding; DNA-binding transcription factor activity, RNA polymerase II-specific
Source: RefSeq, a predicted model, not a curated record